AAUUCCAUCCUUUCACGCCACACCUCCCAUACAAACAAUCUCUCUCUCUCUCUCUCUCUCUCUCUCUCUCUCUAAUUGCAUUUUGGGCCUUUCCCAUUCUUGAAUUUUAGUAAGAAGAUGACAAUCAUCAUUGAACAGCCUCAAUUGGGAAUUGAAGUUGAUGAGAAGCAGAUUGCCGCUGAUUCAAAUGAAUUGAUAUUGGACGGUGGAUUUCUAGUGCCGGAAACAAAUACGUUCGGACACACAUUUAGGGAUUACGAUGCGGAAAGCGAACGGAAGAAGACCGUUGAAGAAUUCUAUCGGAUAAAUCACAUCCACCAAUCAUACGACUUCGUGAAGAGAAUGAGAGAGGAGUAUGGGAAGCUGAACAGGGUUGAGAUGAGUAUCUGGGAAUGCUGUGAGAUCCUCAACUCAUUCGUUGACGAGAGCGAUCCUGACCUCGAUGAGCCUCAGAUCGAGCACUUGUUGCAAACAGCGGAGGCGAUCAGGAAGGAUUAUCCUGAUGAAGAUUGGCUGCACUUGACUGGCCUCAUUCAUGAUCUAGGAAAGGUUCUGCUUCAUCAUAGCUUCGGAGAGCUUCCCCAAUGGGCUGUUGUCGGUGAUACGUUCCCUGUCGGGUGUGCUUUCGAUGAAUCAAAUGUUCAUCACAAGUACUUCGAGCAGAAUCCCGACUUCAAUAAUCCUGCUUACAACACAAAGCUUGGAGUUUAUUCAGAAGGAUGUGGACUCAACAAUGUGCUGAUGUCGUGGGGGCACGAUGACUAUAUGUACUUGGUGGCCAAGGAGAACAAGACCACUCUACCUUCAGCUGCUCUGUUCAUAAUCAGAUACCAUUCAUUCUACCCAUUACACCGAUUGGGAGCAUACAGAUACCUGAUGAAUGAGGAGGAUGUUGAGAAUCUGAAGUGGCUUCAAAUAUUCAACAAAUAUGACCUCUACAGUAAGAGCAAAGUCCGGGUCGAUGUCGAGAAAGUAAAGCCAUACUACCUAUCGCUCAUCGAAAAGUACUUCCCUUCAAAGUUAAGAUGGUGAAGAUUGGAGCAGUCGAUUAUCAUCUCGAAGCGGUUGAUGCGAGGGAGAGGAUUUAUAUACUUUUGAGAGAUGCAUCUUCAUAUGUAAGAUUGUGCUGUAUGUGUAAUAAAGGUGGUCUUCACUGAGGAGAAGAUCACUUCACUUUGUUCUUUUGAAGCUGUAAUUCUCGAAUGCUGCUGUCUGGUUUUCGGUCAUCGAUUGGUGUAAUGCAGAAUCCAUUGAUUAAUAAGAGUGGAUUUGGAAUCCACACACUAUUAUUGUUCAA
Messenger RNA from Magnolia sinica, 1297 nucleotides. RefSeq names its product probable inositol oxygenase. Gene Ontology annotation, biological process: inositol catabolic process. Gene Ontology annotation, cellular component: cytoplasm. Gene Ontology annotation, molecular function: iron ion binding; inositol oxygenase activity. The coding region runs from base 118 to 1032 and encodes 304 amino acids. The record is from RefSeq and is a predicted model, not a curated record. The transcript is spliced from 11 exons. NCBI's taxonomy places the organism in Eukaryota, Viridiplantae, Streptophyta, Magnoliopsida, Magnoliales, Magnoliaceae.